CCACAGCAAAAUAAUGAAUUUAAUUUUUCAGUCUUUCUCCUUCUUUUAACAUUUUUAAAGGAAAAUAACAUGCUGAUGCUCAUGGAAAAUUCGCAGUUAAUAGAAACAAACGUUUUCGCAUGUUAUAUUAACCCGCCAUAAUGAGAGGGAUUAUAAGCACUUUAUCAAUUUAACAUUCAGGUCCGCGUAUCAGUCAGGACUCUAGCCAAAACACAAAUUACUCCUCAACAUGUACAUGCAGUGAAAAAUUACUGAUCUAAAUUUUAAAGAAAACGACGAAACUUAAAAGUUUGAAAGACAUGCUUCGAUAGAACCUACGUACUGUCAUCUUCAGUUGAUUGAUGUACAAAGCGUCGGAAGUCGAAUUUAUAAUAAGUAGCAAAAUGCUAAUUGUGACAACAAAAUAAAGCAAAGCGUGAAAGUGUGCCAGAGAAUUAUAAGGAUAGAAGAUGACAGUAGUUUUUGUCGAAACAUGUCUUUGAAACUUAAAAGUUGCGUCGUUUUCUUUAAAUUUUUGACUUGCUGCUAUCAUCAAGACCCUUUGAUCCGUAAAAUUAAAUGGAGACAAGUUCCAAGUAGGUCACAUGGUUAUUUCGCUUGACCCUAUUUCAACCUUGUAUCUCUAAUGUUUAUUAAACGAUUAGAAGUAGUUGAUGUACUUCUGGUUUGCACAAAAUAAUCUAACAUUAACUAUCCCUCCGCGACAGAUUCAAAGUACACUGCUGACCUCAACCACACCUACCCAACAAAAGUGAUUUUCACCAGCGCCAUGCUGUUCACAUUCCUGGUGUCUGUGAUUGGCAACUCUCUUGUCAUCUACGUCAUAACCAAACAUCGUUCCAUGAGAACAUCAACGAAUUGUCUCAUCAUGAACUUAGCAAUUUGCGAUCUUUUGAUCACUGUGCUCCUGGCCCCUUUAUUUAUUACGCAGCUGUACAUCGGAUACACGUGGUUUGGAGGCACCCUGGGAAACGUCACUUGUAAAAUAUUAUCUUUUGUAGGUUCUCUCUUGCUUUUCUGCUCUAUUUUUAACUUGGUAGUUAUUGCUCUUGAUCGAUAUCUUGCCGUCGCUCGACCAUUAAAGUAUAAAUUGUCAUCAAAAUGGGUGGUAAAAGUAGGAAUUCCAGCUAUGUGGCUUAUUUCAGCUUUGUUGUCUUUUAAAGCGGCAUACGAUGGGGACGAAAAAAGGCCUAAAUGUGGAUCUGAGAGGAGCGCUCAAGAAGUGUACUCGUCGUUGAGUUGUUUAGUUGUCUCGUUUAUCGUUCUAAUUGUGCUUUAUUCUAUCAUUUGUUAUCGUCUUUGGAGAAGAAACAUUCCUGGCGAAGUUUCUAACAAUCAGCAAGCGCUUGCUAUUCGUACAGCACGAAAGGUCACUGUUUUAAUGAUAUCAGUUGUAAUCGUGUUUAUCGUUUCAUGGGCGCCAGUUUUUUCUAUCAUGCUCUCAGACUUGAUUCAUGUGAGAUCCAGUGACAUUUCAUCCAUCUUGCACUACCCCAUUGAGUUUGCCAUGUCUUUCUGGCUGAUAUUGAACAGUAGUGCAUGUAAUCCGUGUUUGUAUUGUAUAUUUGUCGAAAGCUUUCGCCAUAGUCUAAAAUUUGCUUGUUCAUGCUCAAGACUUCUCGUACCUGAGUCAAGGCCGGGCUGCAUUGGACUAGAAGGGCGAUUUGAAAAUGCAGAACCAUUAAGAAACAGACAGACUUUGAACUCUUUCGUUCAGGAAGAAGGAGCGUUUGAGUUGACGGCAUACUCGUCUGUCAACCACAGUCUCACUGCCUUAGAUUUCAGCACAUGCGCUAAAUGGCCUCGGAACUGAAUGUGACCGUACAACGCCCUCUUGUGCCAAAUGGCCUCGGAGGUGAAUGUGCAUAAACCCUCUUAUUAACUAAUUUAAAAAUAAGUUCAUGAAAUGACAAGAUAUCUUAUUUGGCACGUCAAAGAAUAUAAUGAGGUAAGCUAGAAGUUGAAUGCUUAGAGGGUAGCACCUCGUUAGACUGAAGGCUUACAAGUGAAAACGUGACAGUACCAAUCGACCAGUAGAGCUUUUGCUGGCCAACUUAAAAUACCCAGUCCUC
Messenger RNA from Orbicella faveolata, 2072 nucleotides. Its product is annotated as octopamine receptor 1-like. The record is from RefSeq and is a predicted model, not a curated record. Lineage: Eukaryota; Metazoa; Cnidaria; Anthozoa; Scleractinia; Merulinidae.